AAUGAAUAAAAAGAGCAUCCCAAUGCAUCUGAAAACUCAUUCAGCUCUCCAUUCUUUGUGUUGAUUCUCCUUUUUCACCUUUCCACUCCUUUAUAUUAUCAUUGCGAUCGAUCUGUUUAUAAGAAACGACAAUGCCAUCAGAGCAUCCUCCAUCAGCCAGCAAACCCACAGUACUAAUUGUAGGGGCCGGUAUCGCCGGACUCACAUUAGGCAUCCUUCUUGAGAAGGCUGGUGUCCCAUACGAGAUCUAUGACCGCAUGACUGAAGUAAAACCCUUGGGAUUUGCACUGUCACUCAUGGCGAAUGUAGCGCCAUUGUUCAAACAAAUUGGUAUUUAUGAUGAGUUCAUCAGUCUUGGAAAGGUCUCCAGUACAAUCGACCACUAUGACAAGGACCGUAAAUUCAAGUAUUCAUUGGAUUUCAGUGGAGGCGCCAAGAUGGGAGGAUUCCCAGGAUAUAUCAUCUCUCGUUCGGUUUUUUAUGAUUUGCUGUAUCGACAGAUCCCACCUAACAAACUCUUUCUAGGAAAGCGAGUCAUGUCCGUAAAGCAAAGCCUACAAAAUGGUGUCCAAAUCCAAUUCGCGGAUAAGACAAUUGCAGAAGGUGAUAUUCUUGUUGGAGCUGAUGGUGCUUAUAGUGCUGUCCGACAAAGCCUCUAUGACUCAUUAAAGAGCGAAGGACAAUUACCAGCUUCUGAUGAUGGAGCUUUACCGUUCACUUGUGUUUGCCUUGUGGGCCAGACUAAACCAAUGGAUCCUGAAAAAUAUCCAGAACUAGCCGAUCCCAAAUGUCAUUUCAGAUCGGUCACCGAGGCUGACAAACCCUACGCUUGGGGGUAUAUGACAACGAAAGGUAAUGUCUUCUGUUGGGCUGUAACCCAGUAUCUCGACAGCGAAAGCUCCAAGAGCCAUGAUAAUUUCAGAAACUCAGAAUGGGGCCCUGAAGCUGCAAACGUAAUGUGUCAAGAGGUCCAAGACCUUCCAGUUCCCGGUGGCAAGAGUAAUAAUAUGACCAUCGGAGACCUCAUCGACAACACACCGUUUGUCUCCAAGGUCAUGCUUGAGGAGAAAGUCUUUGAUACAUGGUAUUCCGGAAGGACGGUUCUGAUUGGAGACGCUUGUCAUAAGAUUCAUCCAGCUAGCGGUGCUGGUGCUAUGAAUGCAAUCCAGGAUGCGGUGGCGCUAGCAAAUUGGAUUAGUGUUCUUGACUUAACAGCAGUCGACGAAAUAACAAAAGCUUUUAAAGAGUAUAAAGCAGAGCGUUACCCAGUUGCCAAGACUGCCUUUUCACAAGGACGGACACUAUCCAGGGUGACAGAGAAGGGUAUAGCUGCCAAGAUUACUCGCUACAUCAGUAAGAACCCACCGGCCUGGCUCUGGAACAUUCUGAUUAAGCGCAUGGUAGAAUCGCGUCCUCAAGUGUCGUUCUUGCCACUGGUAGAGGACAAAGGGACUGUGCCACCCAAGUAUCAACCAAGUCUUCAAAAAACAUUGGCAAUCAGGAAAACAAGGGAAGCUGCAGAAGUGACACAGACAGCUGCCGCUACAGCGCUCUGAUAGAAGAGCUGUUAUGAUGAAAUGAAGGGAAUGUAGCCUAAGUUAGGGACAAAGGAAUGGAUGUAAUGGAUGUCCCUUCAAGGACUAAAGAAGAGCUGAACCCAUUAUUCAGCGACUCACGUAGCUCGUUAGGCGCCCC
Molecule: messenger RNA, 1695 nt
Organism: Lobosporangium transversale
Lineage: Eukaryota; Fungi; Mortierellomycota; Mortierellomycetes; Mortierellales; Mortierellaceae
Exons: 7
Coding region: 132-1556 (474 amino acids)
Molecular function (GO): FAD binding
Source: RefSeq, a predicted model, not a curated record